CACUGAAGGAAAUGAAGAUACUGAAAGAAAUACAGAUACUGAAGGAAAUGAAGAUAACAAAAGAAAUUACGCUAAAGGAAACAAAGAUACUGAAGGAAACAAAGAUACUGAAGAAAACAAAGAUACUGAAGAGAAUAAAAAUACUGAAGAGAAUGAAGAUGCUGAAGAGAAUAAAGAUACUGAAGGGAAC
Messenger RNA from Racocetra persica, 190 nucleotides. The record is from the annotation of a GenBank genome assembly. Lineage: Eukaryota; Fungi; Glomeromycota; Glomeromycetes; Diversisporales; Gigasporaceae.